Messenger RNA from Photinus pyralis (common eastern firefly), 601 nucleotides. It is a transcript of the gene ND-B14.5B, whose product is annotated as NADH dehydrogenase [ubiquinone] 1 subunit C2. Bases 5 to 520 code for a protein of 171 amino acids. Gene Ontology annotation, cellular component: mitochondrial inner membrane. The transcript has 5 exons. Gene Ontology annotation, biological process: mitochondrial electron transport, NADH to ubiquinone. NCBI's taxonomy places the organism in Eukaryota, Metazoa, Arthropoda, Insecta, Coleoptera, Lampyridae. The record is from RefSeq and is a predicted model, not a curated record.
ACUGAUGUUCUUUUUAUUAUUAUUUCUAAGUUCACGUGGGUACAUCCAUGUGACGUGCAUGUCAACUUUAAAUGUCAGAUGUGCACUACAUACAAAUACAAGAUAUUUACCUUUAACUGUAACCAGAAUUAGAAGUUGGAGCGCACUUCAGAUAAUAAUGGCGCAAGUUCCACUGGUGUCGACUGAUCCGAUCGAAGUUCUAACAAACAAAUACUUAAUCGAGGAACCUUGCGUUAAUAAAUACUGGGGUCCAGGUCUCGGCGCUGGGUUUAUGUUUGCGUUAGCCUGUGGGUCGAAUUGGUUUAUAAGACGACCAAUGCUUUCUGGCAUUCAAAAACAUGUCGUGUUUACCAUUCUGGGUGGCUUUUUAGGUAAAUACAUAGAUAGUAAUCGUAGCGAGUAUUUGGCGGAAAGGGACGCAGUUUUGCGACAUUACAUUGAAUUGCAUCGUGACGACUUUCCAGAUUUCGAACGGAAAAAAUACUCCGAAGUAUUUGAACCUUGGGUACCUAUUCGUUAAAGGAGAAUUUAUUAGUAGUAUGUAAUUAAAUGCGGAAUAUUAAAAAACAGUUUAUUAAUAACAAAAAAAUAUGCUGUACAA